This is a messenger RNA of Dictyostelium discoideum AX4, 399 nucleotides long. Its product is annotated as LYR motif-containing protein. The record is from RefSeq and is a predicted model, not a curated record. The transcript is spliced from 2 exons. NCBI's taxonomy places the organism in Eukaryota, Evosea, Eumycetozoa, Dictyosteliales, Dictyosteliaceae. Bases 1 to 399 code for a protein of 132 amino acids. Gene Ontology annotation, cellular component: mitochondrion.
AUGGAGGUUUCAAAAAAAAGAGUAGUAUUAUCAUUAUAUCGAGAAUUAAUUUAUUAUUCAAAACUAAUUACAAAUAAAGAAGAAAAAAUAUCAAAAUUAAAUUUAAUUAAAAGUACAUUUAAAAAGAAUAAAUCAAUACCUGAAACUGAAACUGAAAAAAUUGAUAAAUUAAUAGAAGAUGGACAAAAGAAAUUAAGUUUUUUAAAGAUUAUGACACCAAGAGAAUUUGCAAAAUCAUAUAAAACAACAGGUGUAUAUAGAUUUGAAGAUGGGAAAUGGAUUGAAGGUAAUGAAGAAAAGAAAUCAAAGAGACAAUAUUUGGAUCAUGGUAUUGAUAUAAUGGAUCUUAGAAGACACAAUCAUUUAGUUAAAAGAAUGCAAUUCUUAGAUAGACGUUAA